CAUGUCCCUCUUGUCUCUGUUUGCUUCUCAGUCUAGUUGUAGAACCAAAGCCUCGGGUCGCUCUAUCGAGCGAGUGCCUCAAUGGAUAACAAUACUUCAAUUGGUAUCCAAGCAGUGCUGCUUAUUUUAGCACUAGUGGUACUGGUCCUACGAUGCUGGGCGAAUUAUCUAAUGAAGCAGGCUUUAUUCAGCGUGCCUGAUAUUCUCGCAUGGCUGGGUUGGGUUUUUAGCUUAGGAUGGUUUAUCUGCUCGACUCUUGCACUUCGAAUUCUUAUCGAUAAUCCUGCAGUUGGCUCUGAACUUAUAGUUAACUCAGUAGAAUACUUAAAGAUAGUAUUAGUAGCGGAGUACUUUUUCGACACUGGGAUUUACUUCCCCAAGAUAUCUAUCGUCUUGUUUUAUUGGAAGCUAAUUCCUGGGAUUUUGGGAUCAUUGAGACGCGUAUUGCUUGCAAUCUCGAUUUAUCUUGGUUGCGCUUUGCUUACAUCAGUGCUUGUAAACACUCUUAUUUGCGUACCUUUUUCUGAUAAUUGGUCUAUCGAAAACCAGCUAAAGUCAGCAUGGAACUCAUAUGCUUCUUUUUGUGUUCAAUGGGGUCUCAACUUCUCAACGGAUCUACUUAUCUUUUUCUACCCCUUCUUUCUGCUUAAACACUUAAAGCUUCACAGAAAACAACAGAUCGCCCUUAUUGGGAUCUUUUCUUUAGGUGCUAUCACGUUGAUAGUUAGCCUGUCCCGGUUUAUUGCAUAUAAUGCGACUGAUUUUGAGCUUGACGACCAAUCUGGCAAUACCUUAUCUCUCGCCGAGAUGAGCACCGCCGUUAUCGUUGUGUGCCUCCCUGGCCUUCGAAGAUUUAUUAUGCGAUCUAAAACAUCUACAAAUCGCUCCUCGUCGAACCAGCCCAGCGGCUACGGUGUCCACACAAAGAUCACCGGAAGAGGCCAGAAUACCGACACAUCUAAAGGACAAAUCCCGCCAUCGCAGUACGCUAAAUGGGGCGUAAGAGAUGAUGAGAUCGAGUUGGUAACUCACAUUCGCGUUUCCCACGAACUGGUCAAUCCAGAUGAUACUCGCAGCGCGAGCGGACAAAGCGCAAUCAGUCAGAAUUUUAAAGUAUAGUGUUACGAAUAUUUGAGUUUGGCGUUGGAGGAAACGUAACGUGUAUGACAAGCGAGGGAGCAAAAAAACCCUCAUUCCCUGAUCUUCUUAAGUGCUCGAUCAAAUUAUUGACUACCGAAUGUAUCAUAAUUAAAUAUAGAGGCGGAUAUCCUUCUUGCAUUUUGGGUCCUCUAAAAUAGCUUAAGGUUAAGGAUCUAGAGAGUUG
This is a messenger RNA of Fusarium oxysporum Fo47, 1324 nucleotides long. RefSeq lists its product as uncharacterized. The transcript has 6 exons. Lineage: Eukaryota; Fungi; Ascomycota; Sordariomycetes; Hypocreales; Nectriaceae. The record is from RefSeq and is a predicted model, not a curated record. Bases 82 to 1119 code for a protein of 345 amino acids.